This is a messenger RNA of Lathyrus oleraceus (garden pea), 1157 nucleotides long. RefSeq lists its product as uncharacterized. The transcript has 2 exons. NCBI's taxonomy places the organism in Eukaryota, Viridiplantae, Streptophyta, Magnoliopsida, Fabales, Fabaceae. The record is from RefSeq and is a predicted model, not a curated record. The coding region runs from base 121 to 891 and encodes 256 amino acids.
CUAUUUUCCAAUUUGAUGCACAACUGAACAAAUGAAAACACGCUCUCUUCUAUUCUCUUCUAUGCGAUUUUGAUUUCUCUCUCACACACAAAUUUUUUGAAUCUCUAUGACCAACUGAAGAUGGAAAAUCAGGACCAACAUGAUGAAACUAGGAAUAUGAAUGCGUUUUAUGCAUCUGUUGAAUCAUUUGAGACAACUUCUCCAUCACAUCCAGUACCUUUUAGGCCUAGUGAAAACAUCAAGAAAGCAAUUCAAGUUCUCCAAGAUUUAUUCACAAAAGAUUUCUCUCUUUUGUUGCAUCCAGGGCGUUCUAUAGAGAUAAAAGAUAUACUAAAAUACCUCCUCACAUUGCCACAAAAUGAAGAAUUUUGCGCAGCUACAAAAAUAGAAAUACAGAAAAUGUUACGAUGUUUUGAAAGAUGGAGUUUGGAGCAUCACAAUGCAUCAGGUCUUUCAGCAAAUGCGAAAAAAGAACUAUCAAAAGCAAGUAAAGUGAUGAAUGAUUUUGAAGCUAAUGUGAAAGAGUUCCAUGAGAUGGACAAGGAGGAGAUGUGUUUGUGUAAUAAAUUGGUUAUCUUGGAGGAAAGGAAGAGACAGCUUGAAGAAGAAAUCAAAAUAGUUAAUGUUGAGAUUGAAAAAUCUAAAACACAAAGAGAUGAGGUUGGUAGGAGAAAAAUUGAAUUGUAUGAGAAAGGAAGAGAAGUGAAAGCCAAAAGGGAUGAUUUCAUGAUAAAUGUUCCAAGGCUGAAAACUGAGCAACAAUUGGGAGUGAUAACUCGAACUAAUAUUGAAGCGGAGUGGGUCAAGCUUCGACAGAAAUUCACGUUGCUUCUCGCUAGUUCCCCCCUUUUGUCUUCUUCGUCUUUGCCACGACCACCAUCACAUGCAUAGUCAUGAUGUCAUUCUUCACAUUCAUGCAGAUUCUACAUUCAUUCAUUGAACGUUAUCUUGAACAAUCCAUGAAAAGGCAGUUUUUUAUUUUUUAUUUCAUUUUAUUAAUCAAAGUACCCUUUCCUGGUAUACUACUGUUGCUGCUUGAACGUAAGGUUUGUUUGACUGCACAGGAAUGAAAUAAUUUGUUUACCCAUUCCUUUGCAAACUAAUGUAGUUUGAGUACUCUUGUCGUAUCUAUUUUCCUAACAAUAGUUUUAUUGGCA